Camellia sinensis is the source of this 1205-nucleotide messenger RNA. Its product is annotated as auxin-responsive protein IAA14. Gene Ontology annotation, biological process: regulation of DNA-templated transcription. NCBI's taxonomy places the organism in Eukaryota, Viridiplantae, Streptophyta, Magnoliopsida, Ericales, Theaceae. The record is from RefSeq and is a predicted model, not a curated record. Gene Ontology annotation, cellular component: nucleus.
GUUACUUUAUUGUUCUCUCUCUCUCUCUCUCUCUCUCUCUCUCUAGUUGUUAACUCAGAAUUAGAGGACAGAAGAAGAAGAAGGAAGGCAAGCUAUCAACAACCAUUCCAAUCCAAGGUCGGGGUUUCAAUGGAAGUUGGCCGGAAAAUGUCCAACUUGCUUGGUGAAGAGCGAAAUGGCUGUUAUAGCCUGAAUCUGAAAGAGACUGAGCUCUGCCUUGGUUUGCCAGGUGGUGGUGGUGGUGGUGGUGAGACGGUGAAGAUCACCGGAAAGAGAGGGUUUUCUGAGACUGUUGAUCUGAAACUCAACCUCCAACGCAAUGAAUCAGCUGUGGAUCUGAAGGAGAAGAUGAACACCCCAUCCAAUGAGAAGAAAGACCCUGCAAAGCCACCUGCCAAGGCACAGGUUGUGGGUUGGCCACCAGUUAGGUCAUACCGAAAGAACAUAAUGACUCAGAAGACUACCACCGAGGAGGCUGAGAAGGCUAGCAGCAGCGGCGGUGUGGCGUUUGUGAAGGUGUGUAUGGAUGGGGCUCCUUACCUUCGUAAGGUGGACCUGAAGAUGUACAAGAGCUACCAACAACUCUCUGAUGCCUUGGCCAAGAUGUUCAGUUCCUUCACCAUGGGUAACUAUGGGACCCAAGGAAUGAUAGACUUUAUGAAUGAGAGUAAGUUGAUGGAUUUGUUGAACAGUUCUGAGUAUGUUCCAACCUAUGAAGAUAAGGAUGGAGACUGGAUGCUCGUGGGAGAUGUCCCAUGGGAGAUGUUUGUCGAUUCAUGCAAGCGCCUGCGCAUAAUGAAAGGAUCAGAAGCAAUUGGACUUGCACCAAGAGCCAUGGAGAAAUGCAAGAGCAGGAUCUGAGCAGUACGACAAUUGCCUGCUCUUUCGGUCUGUCAUUCGUGUGAAGAAUGAAACAAAACACUUGCACGGCACAGAUCGAUCGAGCAAGGUCCUGUUUGGAUGUGUCUGUAUUUUAAUUUGAUAGUAUAUAGAUAUAUAUAUCAAAGAUCUGGAACAUUUGUAAUGGACAAGAAGCUAGCAAUAAACUUGUAGACGUAUUGUCUGCUUAGUUUAUUGUUAAUGUCUUGCAUAAUAAUCUUCUUUUUGUUGACGUUGUUUGUUGUUGUCAUUGCUGUCAAAGUUGUUGUGUGUGUGUUUUUUUAUUCCUUCAAUUUUAAUGCUACUUAUUUAAUUUUUCUCCUCUA